Messenger RNA from Peronospora matthiolae, 243 nucleotides. Lineage: Eukaryota; Oomycota; Peronosporomycetes; Peronosporales; Peronosporaceae. The record is from the annotation of a GenBank genome assembly.
AUGGAAAUCGUUACUGAUGUGCUACAGAAGCUAAAUAGUGGCAAGGCCGGUGGGACUGACGAACUGGGAAACACCUUCUAUCGAGGCAGUGCAUUACCGCUCGCACAGAUCCUUGUGUCGCUGUUCGCACGGUCGCUCGAGUGCGGCGUGGUGCCGGCGUCUUCGGAGAAGCCAACAUCCAGUGCCUUAAGAAGUCAACCGCCGUGGCAUUGCCGCUGGAUCACAGGCCCAUCGCUCUUCUGA